AUGGACUUUAAGUCAGGCAAAGCCAGCAAGUUAGCAGCUUUUGGAGCAACACCUAACUGUACUACUCCAUUUGGUCCUGUUUUCUGCUGUGACCAAAUUGAGACUGUACCUUCUCCACUGUCUAGCACAAUGUCUGGCAUAGAGUUGGUUUUCAACACAUACUCCAAUGAAGACUAUGACAGGAGAAAUGAUGAAGUUGACCCUGUGGCUGCUUCAGCCGAGUAUGAACUUGAAAAGCGUGUAGAAAAGCUGGAACUUUUCCCAGUGGAACUAGAGAAAGACGAGGAUGGUCUUGGUAUAAGUAUUAUUGGAAUGGGUGUUGGAGCAGAUGCUGGACUUGAAAAGCUGGGAAUAUUUGUCAAGACAGUAACAGAAGGUGGUGCUGCUCAGCGGGAUGGCAG
Messenger RNA from Galeopterus variegatus (Sunda flying lemur), 401 nucleotides. Its product is annotated as neurabin-1-like. The transcript has 4 exons. The annotation marks the transcript as partial. Gene Ontology annotation, molecular function: actin filament binding. Gene Ontology annotation, biological process: calcium-mediated signaling; neuron projection development; actin filament organization. NCBI's taxonomy places the organism in Eukaryota, Metazoa, Chordata, Mammalia, Dermoptera, Cynocephalidae. The record is from RefSeq and is a predicted model, not a curated record. Gene Ontology annotation, cellular component: postsynaptic density; dendrite; actin cytoskeleton.